Theobroma cacao (cacao) is the source of this 480-nucleotide messenger RNA. NCBI's taxonomy places the organism in Eukaryota, Viridiplantae, Streptophyta, Magnoliopsida, Malvales, Malvaceae. The record is from RefSeq and is a predicted model, not a curated record.
CCGCAGGAAGAGAAAAGCUCACCUUCAAAACAACAGAAAAGUCUUCUUACUACAGCAAAAAUGAAGGGUGGUGUUAUCUCAGUUUUGGUGGUGCUAGCCAUGGUUCAGAUCAUGGUGAAGCCUGGAGUCCAGGCCACCGUAACUUGUCAACAAGUUGAUGAUGCUUUGGAGCCCUGCGUUCCUUUCCUUACCUCAAGGGCCGGGCAUCCCACGGCGGCGUGCUGCGACGGUGUGGGGAGGCUCCAGAAAAUCGCUCAAACCCCCACUGACAAGCAAGAAGCUUGCACCUGUGCUAAGGACGCUGCUGCUCGUCUCCCCGCCGUGAAGGAAGACGCCGCCGCAUCUCUCCCUGCUGAGGGACAACACAUCUCUCUCAAAAAGUAAUCAUAUAGAUGAUAUAAUUUAUAAUCUAUCGAUUUUUGAAUUUAAAAAUUUAUAAAAUUUUUUGAAAAACAAAAUAAAAACCCCUCUUGAUCUCCA